AAAAAAAGGGACAAAAGAAGUAAUUACGGAUGUAGUAGUAAGAGUGACAAACCAGUCACCAACUCCUCAACCUUUCUCUGGCUCUAUAAAUACACCAAACGCUUCCUACUUAUUUGCUCGCCUUCUCCUAUCUUUAUACCUUACACUUGGUGGUUGGAACUCAUCUCUACCAAGGACUCUCUAAUGGCUUCUGGUAUGGCAUCUCACAUUGUUGGAUACCCCCGUAUGGGACCAAAGAGAGAGCUCAAAUUUGCCCUUGAAUCUUUCUGGGAUGGUAAGAGCAGUGCUGAGGAUUUGAAAAAGGUGGCCGCUGAUCUCAGAUCAUCCAUCUGGAAGCAGAUGGCUGAUGUCGGUAUCAAGUACAUUCCUAGCAACACCUUUGCUUACUACGACCAGGUCCUUGAUACCACUGCCAUGCUUGGUGCUGUUCCUCCAAGAUAUGGGUGGAAUGGUGGUGAGAUUGGAUUUGAUGUGUACUUCUCCAUGGCCAGAGGAAAUGCCUCUGUUCCUGCUAUGGAAAUGACAAAGUGGUUUGACACCAACUACCAUUACAUUGUUCCUGAGUUGGGCCCAGAUGUAAACUUCUCUUAUGCUUCUCACAAGGCUGUGGACGAAUACAAGGAGGCCAAGGCUCUUGGAGUUGACACUGUCCCAGUUCUUGUUGGACCAGUUUCUUAUCUGUUGUUGUCCAAGCCUGCUAAGGGUGUUGAGAAAUCAUUCUCUUUGCUCUCUCUUCUUCCCAAGAUUCUUGUUAUAUACAAGGAAGUCAUUUCUGAACUCAAGGCUGCUGGUGCUUCUUGGAUUCAAUUAGAUGAGCCUCUUCUUGUGAGGGAUCUUGAUGCUCACCAAUUGCAAGCUUUCACUGAUGCUUACGCCGAAUUAGAAUCUACUUUCUCUGGUUUGAACGUUGUUGUAGAGACUUACUUUGCUGAUGUUACCCCAGAGGCGUACAAAACCCUUGUCUCUUUAAAGGGUGUCACUGGAUUUGGGUUUGAUUUGGUUCGUGGUACAAAGACCUUGGAUUUGAUUAAGGGUGGAUUCCCAUCAGGCAAAUAUCUUUUUGCUGGAGUUGUUGAUGGAAGGAACAUCUGGGCUAACGACCUUGCUUCUUCCCUUGCUACUCUGGAAGGUCUUGAGAGCAUUGUUGGAAAAGACAAACUUGUUGUUUCCACUUCCUGCUCACUUCUUCAUACUGCUGUUGAUCUUGUUAACGAGACUAAGCUUGAUGAUGAAAUCAAGUCCUGGCUUGCAUUUGCUGCCCAGAAAGUUGUUGAAGUCAAUGCUUUGGCCAAGGCUUUGGGUGGUCAAAAAGAUGAGGCCUUCUUCUCUGCAAAUGCUGCUGCUCAGGCAUCAAGGAAGUCUUCCCCAAGGGUUAACAAUGAAGCAGUCCAAAAAGCUGCUGCUGGAUUGAAGGGCUCAGACCACCGUCGUGCAACAAAUGUUAGUGCCAGACUCGAUGCUCAGCAGAAGAAGCUUAACCUUCCUAUUCUCCCUACCACUACCAUUGGAUCCUUCCCACAGACUGUGGAGCUUAGGAGAGUGCGUCGUGAAUACAAGGCCAAGAAGAUUUCUGAGGAAGAGUAUGUUAAGGCCAUCAAGGAGGAGAUCAGCAAGGUUGUCAAGCUCCAAGAAGAGCUUGACAUUGAUGUUCUUGUGCACGGAGAGCCAGAGAGGAAUGAUAUGGUUGAAUACUUUGGGGAGCAAUUGUCUGGUUUUGCCUUUACCGUGAAUGGUUGGGUGCAAUCUUAUGGUUCUCGCUGUGUGAAGCCUCCAAUUAUCUAUGGUGAUGUCAGCCGCCCCAACCCAAUGACCGUGUUCUGGUCAUCCGCUGCUCAAAGCAUGACUUCACGUCCAAUGAAGGGUAUGCUUACCGGGCCAGUUACCAUCCUCAACUGGUCUUUUGUCAGAAAUGAUCAACCCAGGCACGAAACUUGCUACCAGAUUGCUUUGGCCAUCAAGGAUGAGGUGGAAGAUCUUGAAAAGGCUGGUAUCAAUGUCAUCCAAAUUGACGAGGCUGCUUUGAGAGAAGGUUUGCCACUCAGGAAGUCUGAGCACGAAUUCUAUUUGAAGUGGGCUGUCCACUCUUUCCGUAUCACCAACGUUGGUGUCCAAGACACAACCCAGAUUCACACUCACAUGUGCUACUCUCACUUUAACGACAUCAUCCACUCUAUCAUCGACAUGGAUGCCGAUGUCAUCACCAUUGAGAACUCCCGAUCCGACGAGAAGCUACUCUCAGUUUUCCGUGAGGGAGUCAAGUAUGGUGCUGGUAUUGGCCCUGGUGUCUAUGACAUCCACUCUCCUAGGAUUCCACCAACCGAAGAAAUUGCUGACCGUAUCAGGAAGAUGCUUGCAGUUUUGGAGUCCCAUGUCUUGUGGGUAAACCCUGACUGUGGUCUCAAAACCCGUAAGUAUGCAGAGGUUCAGCCUGCUUUGUCUAAUAUGGUUGCUGCUGCCAAGCAGUUGCGUCAAGAGCUUGCCAGUGCCAAGUAAACGGUUUUAUAAAGGUGGCAAAAGAAUAUACUAUCUUGAGCUUGUCGGAUUUGUUCGUUAUAUCAUUAAUGUGUUUCGAUUUCAGAACAAUUGAAUUAGAAAAAUUAGCUGAGGCCUGACUGCCUGAGUAAAGUAUGUAGGCUCUUUUGAGGAUGCUUAUUUAGUUUUGUUUCUGGUUUUGAAAGUUUAGUUUUGCGAAUAUCUUCACCUCUCAGCCUUGGAGAGUUUGUGUCCUUUAGUGGCUAUCAAUGAGGAUAUUUGGGCUACUGGGUACCUUUACAAUUACCUAAGAUGAUUUGAGGCAUGCCUUUUUCAUCGAUUUGGCUUUUAUUGUAAUUUCUAAAGCAAGCUUGUGGCAGAAAAAAUGUGUUGUAUUGAAAUAUUGUUGAUUGGAGAGCUUCGGCAAAAUUACCUUUCUAGCAA
Messenger RNA from Amaranthus tricolor (Joseph's coat), 2916 nucleotides. Its product is annotated as 5-methyltetrahydropteroyltriglutamate--homocysteine methyltransferase. The transcript is spliced from 11 exons. The coding region runs from base 184 to 2493 and encodes 769 amino acids. The record is from RefSeq and is a predicted model, not a curated record. Gene Ontology annotation, molecular function: zinc ion binding; 5-methyltetrahydropteroyltriglutamate-homocysteine S-methyltransferase activity. Lineage: Eukaryota; Viridiplantae; Streptophyta; Magnoliopsida; Caryophyllales; Amaranthaceae.